CCUACAUCCCCUUCUCCGCAUCAUUUCCUGCCUCCACGAAGAAAGAUCGCAAACAUGACCCAAACAACCCAAGUCCCAGGGACUGAGAUCAAGCCCUGGUUGCAGCCAACACCGCAGGGCUAUGUCUUUGUUAACGCCAAUAUUGUCGACGUUGACGCCGGCACGAUCCUGGAAAACUCAUCUUUGGUGAUCAGCCAAGGCAAGAUUCAGUCAAUCUCACCAGGGGAGAAUCCGCCGACCGAUCUACCUGUAAUUGACUGUCAGGGUGGCUAUAUCUGCCCGGGAUUAUUUGAUGCCCACGUUCACUUGUGCGCUGUCCCAGGAUUCACCGACCUGAGCAAAGCCUUUGGGAAUCCCAACGAUGUGCACCUGCUGCGCCAGCCUUAUACGGCCGCUCAGAUGCUGCAUCGAGGCUUUACUAGCAUUCGCGAUUGUGGUGGGGCGCAACUCGCCUUGAAAGAGGCCAUCGAAGAUGGUGUCUUUCCCGGUCCUCGUAUCUUCCUAUCUGGCCAUGCCCUGUCGCAAUUUGGGGGACAUGGCGAUUUACGAAACUCGCAUGAACACGGUCAAUGCUGUGGCGGAGUCCACAACCAAAAUUCGCUCGGGCGCAUGUGUAACGGCGUCCCCGAGUGUAUGGCGGCUGUUCGCGAGGAGAUCCGCUGCGGCGCAGAUUUCAUCAAGAUCAUGGGCUCGGGCGGCGUUGCAUCGCCCACCGAUAAGCUGGAGCACCUCCAAUUCACGGACGCCGAGAUCCAGGCCAUGGUGGAGUGCGCGGCGAAUGCGGGCACCUUUGUCACAGCCCAUGCAUACACGGUCAAGGCAAUCCGGCAUUGCAUUGAUAACGGUGUCCGGGGCAUUGAGCAUGGGAAUUUUGUCGAUGAACCGACUGCUCAACUCAUGGCGGAAAAGGGCGUCUACCUGACCCCCACGCUUAUCACCUAUGCUCAGAUGGCCAGUGAUCGGUGGAAGGGCUAUCUGUCUCCGGAGUCACAGACGAAAAAUUCCCAGGUGCUCAAGUCCGGCUUAGGAGCCCUCAAGAUCGCAUCAGAUGCCGGGGUUACGAUGUGUUAUGGCUCGGAUCUCCUGGGCCCGCUGGGUGCUGCUCAAACGCAAGAGUUCCAACUGCGUUCGCAGGUACUUUCGCCGCUUGAGGUUCUGCGCAGUGCGACUGUCAACCCGGCGAGGAUGAUGAGCUGCGGCGACAGUCUCGGCCAAAUCAAAGAGGGCUUUGAGGCAGAUUUACUCGUAUUAAGCAAGAACCCCUUAGAGAACGUAACCAUCUUUGAUCAGCCCGACGAGCAUGUUCUAGCUGUUAUGAAAGCGGGGCGUGUCUAUAAGAGCCGAUGGACGGCGCUCCCCGAGGACGGCGCAACUCCGGUGAGGGUAUAACUGGAUUGGAUUAAAGAGGAGACGUCUUAGAGACAACGAGUAAGGAUCUGAAUUUGUACAUAUAUGAAUGAGCUAUGAGGAACUAUCAGCGUGCAUAACGUCAAUACACUACGUUAGUCGACCAUUCCAUGAAUACUGCUCUUUACGGCGAUCUGAAAAAAAAAGAGACUGCAGUAGCUAUAAAUUAUCCCAAGACUUGCCUUUUAGAAAUCAUUCGAGUGGGUUCGACAAUCCAGAAACGUCCAGAACGCCAAGGCCUGUUAGCUCCAUCAGGAAUGUUUGCUCGUCAU
Messenger RNA from Aspergillus pseudotamarii, 1679 nucleotides. RefSeq lists its product as uncharacterized. Bases 55 to 1389 code for a protein of 444 amino acids. The record is from RefSeq and is a predicted model, not a curated record. Gene Ontology annotation, molecular function: hydrolase activity, acting on carbon-nitrogen (but not peptide) bonds. NCBI's taxonomy places the organism in Eukaryota, Fungi, Ascomycota, Eurotiomycetes, Eurotiales, Aspergillaceae. The transcript has a single exon.